Messenger RNA from Lampris incognitus (smalleye Pacific opah), 5387 nucleotides. Its product is annotated as pleckstrin homology domain-containing family G member 3. Bases 141 to 4451 code for a protein of 1436 amino acids. NCBI's taxonomy places the organism in Eukaryota, Metazoa, Chordata, Actinopteri, Lampriformes, Lampridae. Gene Ontology annotation, molecular function: guanyl-nucleotide exchange factor activity. The transcript is spliced from 19 exons. The record is from RefSeq and is a predicted model, not a curated record.
AAAUGAAGUAACUCAUGGAGUAACUUCAAGAUUAGGGGGGGGGAAGAAAAAAUCCAGGUGAAACUGUGCUACUACUGAACACGUUUGUUGCAGAGGGGGGAAGAAGAGUUACGAAAAUUCGCUCCAGAGGCCUGAGUGCCAUGCCAGAGGGGUCCUGCAGUACUUUCCACCAGGACCCAAUGGGGGAAGAAUCUCCUCAGUUAUGCUCGCCCCUUUCCACCAGUGAACAUGACCAGACCGAGGUGGACCCGGGACUAUACUGCUACAGCCAGCUAUGUGUGGAGCCACUCGAUGGCGUGGGAGAGCGUCCAGUGAGUCUGGUGUCCACCCUGUCCUCUGGCUCAUCGCGGGAUAGCCACAGCAUUUAUGGGAGCACGGCGGCCUUCCCUUCCUCCAGCACCCCACCUGUACCUGGCGAGGAGGACAUAGACCUAGAGCUGACCCCAGCCGUGGGCGUAGGAGAGCCGGCAGGGGAGCACAGCCCCACGCUCAGAGUGUCCCGGGACCCGUGGCGGGAGCAGCAGGAGCCCCACGUGGUCAGCAACCAGCGGAACAACAACAACGCCACCGCCUCCAGCUGGAAGAGCCACACUCCAAGCUCACCUGUCGCCACACACGCCAUGGCGCCGAACCCAAAGCUCACAUACGUGGACCGUGUGGUCAUGGAGAUCAUUGAGACGGAGCGCAUGUACGUCAGAGACCUUCGCAGCAUUGUGGAGGACUAUUUGGCUCACAUCAUUGACACGGGCGACCUUCCCAUACAGCCGGAGCAGGUGUGCGCCCUCUUCGGCAACAUCGAGGACAUCUACGAGUUCAACAGUGAGCUGCUGCAGUCUUUGGAUAUGUGUGAGAAUGACCCGGUGGCUGUUGCCAAAUGCUUUGUAGACAAGAGUGAGUACUUUGAGAUCUACACACAGUAUUGCACCAACUAUCCCAACUCGGUGGCGGCGCUGACUGACUGCAUGAGGAGUAAAACCUUGGCCAAGUUCUUCAGGGAACGGCAGGCCGCUCUGAAGCGCUCCCUCCCUCUCGGCUCCUAUCUGCUCAAACCUGUCCAGAGGAUCCUGAAAUACCACCUGCUGCUCCAGGAAAUCGCAAAGCACUUUGACCCGGAGGAGGAUGGCUAUGAGAUGGUUCAGGAGGCCAUUGACACAAUGACUGGAGUGGCCUGGUACAUUAAUGACAUGAAGAGGAAACAUGAGCAUGCAGUCAGACUGCAGGAGAUCCAGUCGCUUCUGAUCAACUGGAAGGGUCCUGAUCUGACCACCUAUGGGGAGCUGGUGCUGGAGGGCACCUUUCACGUCCAGCGGGCCAAGAACACCCGCACGCUCUUCCUCUUCGAAAAGAUGCUCCUCAUUACCAAGAAGAGAGGAGACCACUACAUCUACAAGACCCACAUCUCGUGCUCCACCCUGAUGCUGCUGGAUGGUGCCAAGGACCCACUACUCUUCAGUGUCAUCCAUUUCAAGCAUCCCAAGCAACCCCAUACAGUGCAGGCCAAGUCAGUUGAAGAGAAGCGCCUGUGGGCCCAUCACAUUAAGAGGCUCAUUCUUGAAAACCAUCACACCAUUAUUCCACAGAAGGCAAAAGAUACCAUCCUGGAAAUGGAUUCCAACUAUCCGGGGAAAUACCGCUAUAGUCCAGAGAGGCUGAAGAAGGCAGAGUCGUGCCAAGCUGAGGACUUCCCCGUCGGUGGACGGAGUGGACGGAGGAGAUCAGAGCCUACGAAGCAAAUCAUAGGGACCGCAAAAGCUGUUUUGAAGCACGCAGACAGUGAGGGUGCACUUCAGGAGGACAGGUGUUCCUUUCAGCCUGCCUCUAGUGUCAGUACGCUGGCCUCCAGCGUAGGCAAGCCCCAGGCUAAGGGGCCUUGUGAGAAGGAGGAUUUUGGGGGUCUAAACCCCAGAAUUGACUCUAUGGAGCAGCAGAGUCCUUGUAACACUGACCCUAAGCUGGGCUCUCCUGCCUGUGAGGGUGGGCUGGAGAAGGCGGAUGAGGCAAUGGAAGAGGAGGGGGAGAGUUACAAGGAGGAUAUACUGAUGGGAGACGACCAGGAUUAUCAGGACAUAAAUGCUGCUGAAGUAGAGGCUUCAUUGAGAGAGGAUGUGCAAACCUCCACCCAGGAGGAGGAACCUAGUGAUAUGCCGGCAAAGAAAGCCCUCACCUCCCAGGUUAAUGUGGAGAAUGUGACCACUCUAGACUUUGCCCCGCAGGAGGAAAACAACAGGCAGCAGGAUAAGCAUCAUUCUCAAGAUGCUGACUGUCCUGCCUUAACCUUAGCGUCCCCCAGACCCCCGGAAACUGAAGAGAUGUCCUCAAGAACUGCCGUAGAAGAAGAGGAGGAACAAAAGAAUGACUCCUCUGGGCUUCAGGUGGAGGAGAUUAGCAUUCUGACAAAUGGGGAAUUCUCUGAAGAGGAAGAAGAAGUAGUGUCUGACAGUAAGAGCAUCCUGCCUUCAUCUGUGUUGGACCAGGCCAGUGUGAUUGCUGAGCAUUUCAGUAGCAGUCUGUCCAGGCGGAGUAGCCUUGUUUCAGAGGACCUGUGCUCCUUGGCCUGUCCAUCACCCCAACUCAGCAGCCCAGCUUUUGACAACCCUUCUAUCUGCUUGGAAGGCCAGGAGAACAUCCAGGUGUCUGACAACCCAUCCCCAGUGCCACAGCUACCCUCCGAGACUAUUAUCUCCACACCUGGCUAUGAAUUAGGACUGAAUCCCCUCACUGAAGUGGAGCACAGGUCUACCCUCUCUAAACAGGACCGCUUGCUUAUCCAUAAGGUCAGAAGGUACUAUGAGUAUGCUGAGCAUCAGGAUGCUAACUUCAGCAUCAAACGCAGGGAAAGUCUCUCCUAUAUUCCAGCAGGUCUGGUUAGGCAUCUUAGCAAACAACUUACAAAAAUUCCCAAAGACCAUGUUAUCCCGGUCCACAGGAAAGGAUCGUUUUAUAACCGGCCUACUUCCUGGUCUGUGUUUGACCUUCCGGGCUUAGAAAAUAAUCAGAGGGCAGAACCCUAUCAUAGACUUGAAAAACAGAGAUCAUUGGAAGCUAAGGCUUGCACUCAGAGUGUCAGUAAUGCCUCGACAGCAGAUGAAGUGUUCAGGCCUUCUUCAGAUAUGCUCAAGGUUUGGCAGGGCAUGGAGAUGGAUCUGCAUAGCAGCAGAGGGGAGAAACAGGAAGUCCUGCUGACUGGGGGUGGGAGCCAUGAUUCUAGAUUACACGUAACUCAAAAAGGACAGAUCAGCACAGACAUCUUACAUGUAAAAAACAAAGAACCUCUCAGGAUUUUGAAAGAGUCUGAUGUUGGCACUGUUGCAGAGGAGUCUUCCACCUCACCACCCAUCACAUCCUCUCUAGUGAAAGACGGGGAGUCCAUGCAGGACUCGCAGCUGACCAAGAUCCCUAAAAGGGGAAGAGUUGCCCGGGCACCUCGACCCAGGAUCAUCAGCCUCCGAUCGAGUAUGGAGGAGGACCAGAUCCUACAGGACAUGGGAAGGAUGAAGAACAAGGUUUUCCAGCUGGCACGUCAAUACAGCCAACGCAUCAAAAACAACAGACCAGUCAUCAGGCAGAGGAAUCAAGAGUCUGAAAAUCAUCAAAGUCCAAAGAUAAUAUCACCUGUUUAUGAGGAGAAAACACAAUGGCGGGACAAUGGUAAACCCAACCUGACAUUGCCCUUGAACGCUUAUGAUCAAGUGAGCAUCCAUGAACUCCAUUCCCCGAGCUCAGCCAACACCCCUAGCUCUGGAGCCACAUCCCCCUGUCCUGUGCUGACCCCCUGCCUCAACACCCCAGUUCAGUCAGAGAUCUUCCACUGGCCUGAUGUACAAGAGCUUCGCUCCAAAUACAACCACACUCGGCAGAACCGAGGGGCUCCCCACCACUCAAAGGUGGGCCGUAGUUGCUCAAUGCCAGAAAGGAUGCUUGAGUGCUGCACUGAGGGGUGGAAAUCUAAUAGCUACUCAACCGGCUGCAGUGGCUCUUCAGAACCUCUCAAAACUCUGACAGACUCUCCUCAUGUGCAGUCGGACACUGAACGACAGUAUUGGAGUCCUGUGGGAGAGGGCAGGCUUCUGCCCCAAUCUGAACCUCCAUCCCUGCUGUGCAGGUGGAGCUCCUUGGAUCAUGUGCUUGGACCUUUGCCUCUCCAUGAGGUGCAAAACCUUCAAGAACCGGUGAGAACUUGCUACAUAGCUGGUCAGGCCACCCUACCCAAUGAAAAUAAGGUCAUCAUAGUGGAAAGAAUUCCUGAAGCAAUGACAGGGAAUGAAGGGCAGCCAGCAGAGCAGCAACAAAUGCAGAGAGGUAAUGGGAAACUCAAAGACAGGGGCACCCUCUUCUACGAGGACCUAGACUGUGCCAAGAAGUCUGCUGCCUCAAGCUCAGGGAAAAAGACAGAGAGCAAUCUUGUGAAGAACUUAAGAGAGAAGUUCCAGAGUUUGAGCUCUAAUUCAUGAACACUUGACUUGUCUAAAAGUUCCUGAAUAUUAUCUUUGAAUAUGUUUUUAUUUCUUGACCACCAUGGGAUGACCAUGGAGAAGUUACUUCCCAGUAAUCUGCUCAAGUUUUCAGCAUUCAUCUUUUUUUAAAUUGUUUUUGUUCUUUUUGCCAGCACAAUCAUUUUUUUUAUAUCGAUGUAGUGGACACUGGGUGAUUGUUGAUAUUGUCACCACAAAUGUAAAUUUAAAGGGAUUUUAUUGGUCAUUGGUGAAGGUCAUGAGGGGAAAGCAUAUUGUCUUUGAAAACAUGUAAAUGCAAUAUUUGUACAUUGGGGUUUUGUCUACACUGUACAAUGCAAUGACUAUAUGAAAAUAUCUGUAUAUAGUUCCUUGUAUCAAUAGAAAGUAAUUAUGUUCUGUAUUGCAGUAGAUAUUUUGGCGGAAAUAGGAUCUAUUUUCUUUCCUGUAUUAUAAUGGGCUGUCUCUGUUUGUUAAUUUCAUCCUGGGCACUGCAAUCAUGUAAUCAUGUAAACUGUCAAGAGUUUGAGAGGAAAAUGACAAAUGAUAGACAGGAGCUAAACAAAUACUGGUUGGGGAUCUUUGAAAGUGAUUACUGAAGACCUAUAACAUUAAUAAGGCUCAUCAUAAUGUAACUUCAGACCAAAGAUUAUUUUCCCAUUGAUGGUUAUUUGGUUCUGUUCACUUUGGGUUUCAAAGAUAUUUGCCUCCCACAUCCAGCUGCUUCUCGUGACUUUGUUUUGAUACAUCACUGGAGCGUGUUUUCUAAUUUGUUGUAUAUUUUCUCACGUUAUUUAUGAAAUUGUAUAUUUGGAAAAAGGUGUCGCCCUAUAGAUACAGACCAAUAGCACCCCUCUGUCUUCCCAUUCCAGAAAACAAGAAGAAUAUUGUUUCAUACUUGAAAUUGCAUAUAUUUUCAAUAAUAAAAAAAAAACA